AAAAGUGAAUAUCAUAAUAUUCCCUUUUUGGGUCUUCUUUUUCAAAUUCUUGAAUUUCCCAGGAAAUUAAUCUUUUUCCAAGCUCAUUAAAUCGGACAGUCAUAUCCUUCUUGAAUUACAAAUCUUGUUUUUGAUCCGUUUUCUUCAUUAAAAUUUAUUUUCUUUUGUUAUUUUCCCUUCUUUUUCACUUUCUCAACAAAUAUUUUGUUCAGUCCUAAACAGAAGUUUACUGUAAUAGAAAUGACAUCGGCCAAAUGGGAUUCUGAAUUGGAAAUGGAGGAUGCAGCUGCUUUCAACUACUGUAUACACACACUUGAUUACUCCAUCGAUGAUCUUGAAUUUCAAUCCUUUUUCACAUCAAAUAUGGACCAUAUUUUUAAUCAUCAAACUGUUCAGAAUUUCAACUCUGCAAUGACCGAUCCCGGUCAAAAGCCAGCGAAACAACUAAACACCAGUAGCUGGAAAUCUUACACUAACACUCAUGAUAGAGUCACUUUUCCUUCUUCAUCUUCUCAUCUUUUAUCUUUCGAAAACUCGAGUCUGUCGCCCGCUGCUUCAUAUGGAGAUCAAUCGAGUACAUUAAAGCCUAAGAUUGAAAUGAGUUCCGAUGAGAAUUCAAGAACAAAUUUGUUCCAUCCGGGUUCGUUGGGGAAUCAAUAUGGUUCCAUCUGUAAUAAUAAUAAUAAACAAGGAACUAAUAUGAAAGGUGGUGGAGUAAUAAGUUGGAGUCCUCUACAUGUGCCAGAUCAUGUGACGGCAGAGAGGAAGCGCCGAGAAAAGCUUAACCAGCGUUUCGUUGCUCUUUCAGCUGUUAUUCCUGGUCUGAAAAAGAUGGACAAAGCUUCUGUUCUUGAAGAUACAAUUAAGUACGUUAAGAAUUUACAAGGUCGAGUUCAGACAUUAGAGGAUCAAUCUGCCAUGAAAUCAAUGCAAUCAAUAAUUUUCGUGAAUAAAUCAAAAGUUUAUGUUGAUGAUGAGCCAUCAUCAUCAAAUGAUGAGAUUAAUUCUGGGGAAAUCUGUGACCAAUUACAACUUCCGAAAAUUGAAGCAAGGAUUUCAGACAAAGAUGUUCUCAUUAAAAUCCAUUGUGACAAACAAAAAGGUUGCCUAAUGAAGAUAUUAUAUGUAAUGGAAAAGUUUCACUUGAAUGUCAUCAACAGCAAUUCGCUUCCUUUUGGAAAUUCCACCAUUGAUGUUACUAUUGUUGCCAAGAUGGAUGGUAAAUUCUCCAUGACAAUUAAGGAUCUCUUGAGAAACCUAAGACAAGCUCUACUUAAUUAAGAAUUUGUGACAGACAUCAGCUUUUUAAGUUUGUUUCUUUCUUUGAGACAUUAUCUAUUUCUCUAUGUCUCUUAUUAUAAUCUUAUGUUUGUCGCUAAAAGGUUUUCAUUUUUAGCAGCAGUGGUUUUUUUAGGGCAAAUGAUACCCUAUUUUUUUAGCACGGUUGACUCGUUGACCGUGUUUAAUUAAUUACCCUCAUGCUGAAUAUAUGGAACCUGAAGCCUUUUUUUAAGUGUUCUUUAAGGAUUUUGUACCAUUUUUUUAGAGGCUGUUGUUGUUGUACGUGUAUAAGUUGUCAAUAAGUUUCAUUUGAUUAUCUAAUUAAUUUCAUGUUUUAUUAA
Mercurialis annua (annual mercury) is the source of this 1622-nucleotide messenger RNA. RefSeq names its product transcription factor NAI1-like. Gene Ontology annotation, molecular function: protein dimerization activity. The transcript has 4 exons. NCBI's taxonomy places the organism in Eukaryota, Viridiplantae, Streptophyta, Magnoliopsida, Malpighiales, Euphorbiaceae. The record is from RefSeq and is a predicted model, not a curated record. Bases 241 to 1281 code for a protein of 346 amino acids.